Molecule: messenger RNA, 735 nt
Organism: Peronospora belbahrii
Lineage: Eukaryota; Oomycota; Peronosporomycetes; Peronosporales; Peronosporaceae
Source: the annotation of a GenBank genome assembly
AUGGCUCCAACUGCUCCUAAAGUUCUUGUCCCCGAGUCUAUCCUCAAGAAGCGUCGCACUCUUGAGCAGGUGAAGGCCAAGCGUGCUGCCAAGGCUGUUGCUACCAAGGCUCACCGCAAAAAAGUCCGUCAGAUCGCCUUCAAGAGUGCUGAAAAGUACAUUAAAGAGUACCGUCAGCUUGAGAAGCAGAAUGUGAUCCUUCGUCGUCAAGCUAAGUCCAAGGGUAAUUUCUACGUGCCUGCUGAGGCCAAGUUUGCUUUUGUGAUGCGCAUCCGUGGUAUUAUUGGCGUGUCUCCAAAGGUUCGCAAGAUUUUGCAGCUUCUCCGUCUGCGUCAGAUCCAGAACGGUGUUUUUGUAAAGCUUAACAAGGCUACUAUCAACAUGCUCCGUCUGGUCGAACCAUUUGUCACAUACGGCUACCCGAACCUUAAGGUAACACGUGAGCUCAUUUACAAGCGUGGAUUCGGUAAAGUUCGCGGCCAACGUAUUCCUUUGACGGACAAUGCGAUCAUCGAGAAGUCUCUGGGCCACAUUGGCAUCAUUUGUAUCGAGGAUUUGAUUCAUGAAAUCUUCACGGUGGGCGAGCACUUCAAGCAGGCCGCUAACUUUCUGUGGCCCUUCCAGCUAUCGUCACCGAAUGGAGGCUACACCAAGAAGCUGUUGCACUUUGCUGAAGGUGGUGACGCCGGCAACCGCGGUGCUGAAAUUAACAAGUUCAUCAAGCAGUGUCUGUAA